AUGUUUGCGAUUGUAACUAUAGCAGGUCAGCAGUUUAAGGUUCGUGGAGGCCAGGAGCUGUUCGUUCACCGUCUUGCCGGUAAUGUUGGUGAUAAGGUGGAGUUUUCCGAAGUGCUGAUGACCAGCAACGAUAAUGGUGUUUCUCUUGGUGGUAAUGUAACCGUAUCUGCCGAGAUCCUAGAUCACCUGAAAGGCGAUAAAGUAAUCGUCUUUAAGAAAAAACGCCGUAAGGGAUACCAGAAGAGCAAUGGUCACCGCCAGUGCCUGACACGUAUCAAGAUCCACGGAAUUGCUUAA
Molecule: messenger RNA, 297 nt
Organism: Ostertagia ostertagi
Lineage: Eukaryota; Metazoa; Nematoda; Chromadorea; Rhabditida; Trichostrongylidae
Source: the annotation of a GenBank genome assembly